GAUCUCUGGUGCUGUGUUCAGUACCACUUGCUUGCCAAUCACUCCCAAAACGGAACUCAGACUCAGCGGAAACGGUCAACACCAACUUCACCCUCCACAAACCAUUAUCUUUACCUUCAUCUUCAUCUUCUCAUCAGUCCUCAUGCUCACGAACCCUUCUCGUCAAGUCCUCCUACGGACCCAGCAACUUCUUCGAUCCUCCAAGCCCACCCCCCGACUACUCUCUUCUCGUCAUCCCACAUCAGCUCUUCAACGUGCCUUCUCCAGCCAUCCAAUCGCUCGAUCUCAGGAUGGAGAACCUCAGCCCACUUCCUUAUAUACAUUCACCGAGGAUGAGUCGAUGCUCAAAGAUCUGGCCCAAAGGUUUGCUGAAGAAGUUGUCGCCCCAAAGGUGAGAGAGAUGGAUGAAAAGGAAACAAUGGAUCCGGAGAUCAUCAAGGGCCUAUUUGAUAACGGGUUUAUGGGAAUCGAAACAUCUCAAGAACAUGGUGGCUCGGGCGCUUCGUUUACUUCAGCGAUACUAGUGAUCGAAGAACUCGCCAAAGUAGACCCAUCAGUCUCAUUGAUCUGUGACGUACACAACACGAUUGCCAAUACGACCAUCCGAAACUACGCCUCCAAGGCGCUCUUGGACAAAUAUAUGCCCGACCUCUCGACCUCCAAAGUCGCUUGUUUCUGUCUUAGCGAACCUGCGAGCGGUUCAGAUGCGUUCGCAUUGGCUACUCGGGCGACCAAAGACUCCAAUGGUGAUUAUAUCAUCAAUGGGAGUAAGAUGUGGAUCACUAACAGUAAGGAAGCCGAGAUCUUCGUUGUAUUUGCAAAUCUCGAUCCAAGUAAAGGCUACAAGGGGAUCAGUUGUUUCUUGUUGGAGAAGAGCAUGGGUGUCGAGAUUGCUAAGAAGGAAGAAAAAUUAGGCAUCAAAGCCUCCUCGACCUGUACUUUGAAUUUCGAUAAUGUUAAGGUCCCAAAGGAGAAUCUGAUUGGUCAAGAGGGUCUGGGAUACAAAUAUGCCAUCGAAAUCUUGAAUGAGGGCAGAAUCGGAAUCGCUGCUCAGAUGGUCGGCUUGGCUCAAGGUGCAUUUGACAAGGCCGUCAAAUACACCUAUCAACGCAAGCAAUUUGGAAAACCGGUUGGAGAGUUCCAAGGAAUGCAAUUUCAGUUUGCCGAUGUUCAUACGGAGAUAGAAGCCGCAAGGAUGUUGACUUACAACGCGGCCCGAUUGAAGGAGGAAGGCAAGCCAUUCACAGAGAUGGCAGCCAUGGCCAAAUUGUUUUCGUCUCAAGUUGCCCAAAACGCUAGUGGAAGUGCUAUCGAGUGGUGUGGAGGAGUCGGUUUUACUCGAGAAACUGGAAUCGAAAAAUAUUGGCGAGACUCCAAGAUUGGUGCAAUAUACGAGGGGUCUUCUAACAUCCAACGACAAACUUUGGCCAAGUUCAUUCAAAAACGACUUAGUUAAGAAGUUCACUCGGAGUGGCCUUUCAAAUAGGGCGUUCUCGUUCCAGCAGAUUCAUAUUGCUUGUCGCGUCAAAUCGUCAAUUUGAGAUUCUGGAGUCACAAUCAUUCUUCAGAUAACACUUUGUUAGUAUAAGUUCAUAGCUACCAAAACAUCACCAUGAGCAUUUUAUUUCUUUUUUUUUAUCGCAAAUCGUCUCGCAUCAUUGGUUUAUACACAUCAACGCAAUUUCUUUUAAAUACUUCUGACCUUUAAAGCUUGGGUAAACCGCCUUUUUU
This is a messenger RNA of Puccinia graminis f. sp. tritici CRL 75-36-700-3, 1731 nucleotides long. RefSeq lists its product as uncharacterized. The record is from RefSeq and is a predicted model, not a curated record. The transcript is spliced from 5 exons. NCBI's taxonomy places the organism in Eukaryota, Fungi, Basidiomycota, Pucciniomycetes, Pucciniales, Pucciniaceae. Gene Ontology annotation, cellular component: mitochondrion. Gene Ontology annotation, molecular function: acyl-CoA dehydrogenase activity; flavin adenine dinucleotide binding. The coding region runs from base 143 to 1456 and encodes 437 amino acids.